Tilletiopsis washingtonensis is the source of this 180-nucleotide messenger RNA. RefSeq lists its product as hypothetical. The annotation marks the transcript as partial. The transcript has 2 exons. Gene Ontology annotation, molecular function: proton-transporting ATPase activity, rotational mechanism. The record is from RefSeq and is a predicted model, not a curated record. Gene Ontology annotation, cellular component: vacuolar proton-transporting V-type ATPase, V0 domain. Gene Ontology annotation, biological process: proton transmembrane transport; vacuolar acidification. Lineage: Eukaryota; Fungi; Basidiomycota; Exobasidiomycetes; Entylomatales.
AUGUCGGGCUGGACGACCAUCUGGGUGCUCAUCGCCGCCGUCGGCGCCGGCAGCGGCGCAUGGAUCUCGGCGCCCAAGGGCCCCAACCAGGUCCUGCUGCGCACGUGCGCCGUCCUGACCCUCACGUGCUGCUACCUCAUGUGGGUCAUCGUCUACCUCGCGCAGCUGCACCCAAUCAUC